AUGGGUUCCUAUGAUCCAGAGCCCCUCAAUUGCUUCGCCCUGCUCACCAACAAAAUCCCGACCUGGAUCUCUCGGGUCUCCGACCUCGCCGCGCACACAGCUGCAAAGCAAGAAGAGUUCAAAACCGACUACCUGAAGUACUCAAUUCAAGAUCAGCGUUGCCGCCGAAAGAAAGGCAGCUCCCUCCAUACCCACAAAAACGACGAUGAACGGUCGAGUAGACUGGGUAUGACAUUGGACCCGGACGAUCCAUGCGCCGAUCCACUUACCCGUAUGAAGAUAUUAAAGCCUUCGCCUGGAGAUGUGAACACUCGAAAGCGGCCGCCGGCAAGAAGGGAGAGCAAUGACACUCUUUAUUCAGACGAGGGGACGGACCGAGCAGUACGGCCGUGUCACCGCUUUCUGAUCCAUUACGACUGCCAUACACAAAGUGUGCUGGAGAAAUUAGUACGGGAAAUCGGCGGAGCAAGAAAUCAUAUACGAAAGGGCAGGAUGAGCGCGAUGAUGAAAACGGGAUUUGGACGGAAAGCGACUCAGGCCGAACCCUCGCCCGAAGACGACCUAUUAAAACCUAUCUUCAGAAGUACAAGGCAGUUUGCAAAGACCAACGGAGCAAAGCAAUCCCCGUUCGAUGUUGGAGAUACCUAUUUAGAAUCUGCACAGGCCCUGUGCGAGAUGGCGUCCCAUCAGUUCUUGCGGAAUGGAGAUUGCUCUUUGGAAUUGAACAAAACGAAAGAGAAACUUGAUCUGGCUCUGGCUAUGGCAAAGGAAGAGGUCGACAGAUUAGCGGAGGAGGCUAAGUCUGAAGAGAAAGCUGAAGCUGAAGCAAAAGCACGGAGAGAGGAGAAGGAACGUCAGGCCCAACAGCUGGUGUCCGAACAAAAGAUUGAGGGGAAGGACGUCGACGAUCACAAUGCUAUUGAAGUAGAUGAUGCAUCCGAUACCUCGUCUAUAUCCAUUGACCUCACGGCCUUUCGAUCGUCAAGAUUUCGACGAUAA
This is a messenger RNA of Uncinocarpus reesii 1704, 999 nucleotides long. RefSeq lists its product as uncharacterized. The record is from RefSeq and is a predicted model, not a curated record. Bases 1 to 999 code for a protein of 332 amino acids. The transcript has a single exon. NCBI's taxonomy places the organism in Eukaryota, Fungi, Ascomycota, Eurotiomycetes, Onygenales, Onygenaceae.